UUCCGCCAAGCUUCGGCGCCGCUCGGGUCGCAGCCGCCCCUCGUUCCAGCUCCCUCUCCUCACAACUCCCCAACUCGUCCCGGGGACCGCCGCGAGUUCAGGACUGGGAGUUGGCUCACCACUCCUGCUGAGCGCGCGCGCGCGCGCCCGUAGACCCAUCGGUUCACCUGGGCGUUCCCUCCCAGCCCCGCGCCCGGUUCCACUUGAACUUCUGAGAGACCCGCCAGCUGCCGGGGGAAUCGGGGCCACCCGGCACCCGGGGGUCGCUCCCUUCGCAUCUCCUCGGCUGCGAGUAGGAGGCGGCGGCGGAGCCGUGGUCAGAGCCCGGUGGGCGGCCCGAGGUGAGGACCCGGCCGGUCCCUCUGGGAAUAUGGCGACCGGUGGCUACCGGACCGGCGGCGGCCUCGGCGGCAGCACCACAGACUUCCUGGAGGAAUGGAAGGCGAAGCGCGAGAAGAUGCGCGCCAAGCAGAACCCCUCGGGCUCGGCUGCCCCGACCGGGGGCAGCGGCGACCCUGCCGGGAAGUCCUCCAUCGGGGCGCAGGGUACCUCGGCGAUCGCCGGGGCGGCCAACGAACUCAACAACAAUCUCCCAGGUGGUUCGGCCGCACCUGUUCUCCCCGGCCCCGGGGGCGUGAACUGCGCGGUCGCCUCCUCCGCCGCCUUGGCCCGCGCCGGUCCUCCGGGCCCGCGGAGACCCGAGGACGAACCCCCUGCUGCCGCAGCAGCCUCCCCGGGGAUCACUACAGCCCGGGGCGAAGAGGAAGACCCGGACGGCGCCCCUGAGAAGGGUAGGAGCUCGGGCCCCAGUGCCAGGAAAGGCAAGGGGCAGAUCGAGAAGAGGAAGCUGCGGGAGAAGCGGCGCUCCACCGGCGUGGUCAAUAUCCCCGCAUCUGAGUGCUUAGAUGAAUAUGAAGAUGAUGAAGCAGGACAGAAAGAGCGGAAACGAGAGGAUGCAAUUACACAGCAGAACACAAUGCAGAAUGAAGCUGUAAGCUUAUUAGAUCCAGGCAGCUCCUACCUGCCACAGGAGUCAUCUAGAACAGUUUCAGGCAGAUAUAAAAGCACAACCACUGCCUCAGAAGAUGAUGUCUCAAGUAGAUAUAGCAGAACAGAUAGAAGCAGAUAUAACAGAGAGGCAAAUGUUGCAGGUAAUUUGGUGUCAAGUAGCACACUGGAAAAGAAAAUUGAAGAUCUUGAAAAGGAAGUACUAAGAGAAAGGCAAGAAAACCUAAGACUUGUGAGACUGAUGCAGGAUAAAGAAGAAAUGAUUGGAAAACUCAAAGAAGAAAUUGAUUUAUUAAACAGAGACCUAGAUGACAUAGAAGAUGAAAAUGAACAGCUAAAGCAGGAAAACAAAACGCUUUUAAAAGUUGUUGGACAGCUGACGAGGUAGAAGACUCAAGGCUCUUUAUGGAAAAAAAUAUUGUAAAACUACUGAUUGAAUGUUAUGGUUAAGGCUAGCAUUACACUCCUGUGUUCCAGUACAUUAAAAUAACUGUAUAUUUAUUUUUAGAAAAUGAAUAGAUGUUUAUUUUCAAAACUUUUUCUUUUCAUUAUUAGUUAAAAAAUCAACCUUUCAUGUCAUGAAUAAGUACCAUCUUUCAGUUAUUACAAUGAUAGCUAAUGCUUCUUGGUUUUGUGUGGUAUUCAAGUAAUAUAUGUUUUAAUGUCACAGUUGUUUGAAUAUAUUUUAUCUGUGCUAGUGUAUUUUCUCUAUAAAUGAAUAUACAUAGUCUUUGUUUACAUGAAUUCACAUUUUGGGGAAAAUUACCUACCAAUGCCUUAUUACUGAUGUGUGCAACCUUUUUACAUGUUGAAGAUUCACUCAUAAAACUAUUUGUCUACUGUCAUUUGUUCUUCUCUCUUGUUCUAAGUGAUUUAGAAUAGUAAAUAAUAGAAAAACUAUUUUGUAUAACAGUAAUCUUUUAGAGGAAAGCAAUUUACAAAAGUAUGUUCUAGCUAGUUAAAUACAAACUUAAGAGAAUACUUGAAUUAUGCUAUAGUAAAUGAAAAUUUACUAUUUUGUGUUUGAAUAUUAAAAGUUUUUACAUUACUUUAAUUCCUAAGAAACAGUUGUAAUUUCCAAUAUGUAAUUUCUUAUGUAGGUACUACUUUAAGGUUUAUUACUAAAUAUGGGGGAUUUAGAAAGUUAUCAUUCUUCUGGCUUCAAAAUUGUGCACAAUUUACAGUGUUUGAUAUUAUAGCAUUGCUAUAAUAUCAGAACCAAAGUAUUUGUCCACACCGAAGACAUAUAAUAUAUAUGUACAUAUAUGUACACACACAGAGAACAGUAUGUAAGCAGAAGUAGUAUCUAUCAAAAUAUUUUGCCUAAUUUCUAAGCUGAAAAAACACUGUGAUAUCAUUUUUAUAUGAGAGUCCCAUAUCUUGAAUUUAAAGGAUUUUUUUCCCUAACACUGAAAACUUUAAAAACAGUUAUUUUGGAGGAAUUACCUUUUAUUAAAUAUUCUACAGUUGUUUCAUAUAAUACUUUCAUAUUGAGUAAGAAUCUCUCCCUCUCUUAAUAUGUAUUAACAUGAAGAAAUGUCUUUCCUUAAUUGAAUAUCAAGCAGCAGUACUGAUGUCCUUUUAUCUAAUCAAUGCACAGAUGUGGCUUGAACAUCGGAGAACCCAUUUAGGGUGACCUACUGUCUCUUUUUCUUCACUUGCCAAACUUAUUCACCAUUAGAAAAUUAGGGAAUGGAAGACAAUGGGGAAAAAUAGAAUAAUAAAUUCUAAUAAAUAAAUUCAACUUUUAAAUUCCAAACAUCUCUGCUUUCAGAGGUAUCAAGAUUAGCCAAUCAACAGAAUCACUUGAGCAGCUUUAAAAGAAUCCUGGGCUGUAGCUCUUAAGUAGAUUUGGGUUGAGAUCUGGACUCUAGACUUUUAAAAGCUCAUCCGAUUCUUAUUGUAAUGUAGUUUUGGAAUCGGUUACUGUUGUGUUUUUUCCAUUUAAGGUUCUGGAAUUGACAAGUUAGCUACCAGUACUUUCCUCCUUUAAUAUAAUAACCUAGAGCUCCCACCCUCCAUCCCGAGGGCAGUUUUUGUACAUCCAUAUAUAUGUUCGCUGCUCACAUGAAGUUCAAUGUUAGCUCAUGAAAUCUGAUACAGCUACAAGAAUUACUGAAGAACAGCUUCCUUCUUGGAAACUUGCCAGCAUAACAGUGAUCAGCUGCUCACAUUGCUAGGGUGUAUGCCAGGCUCAUUCACUACCUGGGCUGUGGGGUACUCAUCUCUUCAGUCAUUUUUAAGUAUGUGGCAGAAAUGUCUUCAUUGCUCAGAUCUUUGUCAACUCUGCAGAUGUUAUGAAAAUGCUGGCAAUAUCCUACCUUAAAAUAUAUUAGUGAAAGAAUUACUUUCAGUUUUGUUUAGUUCCUAUGUAGAUAAAAGCACAUUUUAUUUCACUUUAAAAAAUUAUACUAGUUAUGAAUGCUUCUAAAGCCUGAGGUGUUUAAACAUUUUUCCCUUUAGUUAUUUUUAGGGGUGGUUUUUGCUUUACUGCUGUAAUGACUCCCAGUGCAGAUAUAGGAACCUCACAAUUUAGACAAAGCAUUUCAUAUGCAGUCCUUCCCCACCUCCUUAAAACGUGUGUUUAUUUCAUGUAGGACUUUUACAAUGACUAUUGUGAGUGAAGUAGGACUACUACAAUUGCCCCCUAAAGGGGCACCUGUAAUCCUAUUUGCUGGGGAGGCUGAGAAUGGAAGAUACAGUUUUGAAGCCCUCCCUGGCAUGAAAGUUCAUGAAACCCUUAUCUCCAAUUAACUAGCAAAAACCUGGAUGGGCAAGACUCAAGUGGGAGAACCUUAGCCUUCAGUGAAGAAGCUAAUAAGCAAGAGUGAGAAAUCCUUAGUUCAAAGCCCAGUUCCAUAAUAAUACUCAUAGGCAGCAAAGUUUUAAAUUUUAAGGGGAAGUUUUAAGCAAGUAAUCUAAGUACAUGUGUACUGCCAUAGAAAACAUGACUAUUGAUACUAAAAUACAAAUUUUGUGAAGUCUAGUCCUAUUAAUCUCAUAACUCCGUGUAAUUUGUGGCAAAAAUAAAGCAUAUCCAAAAUUCUGACGUAUUUAUGACAUUUUCUAAAUUAAGUUUAUUUUGUUUAAAAUGAAUAACUUCUCCGAUGCCGAUACCUUAAAGUUAUUAUAAUCUUUAUUUCAUUUCUCUAGAGUUCUUUGUUAUUUUGUUAUAAUACAUUUACCAUUUGAGGGAAAGGAAAGGAGUUGGGAUGUGUACUUUUAAAUAAUAGUAGAUUAGCACUGUCACACGUGUCCAAGUAUAUUAAAUGUAGAAAAUUAA
This is a messenger RNA of Perognathus longimembris pacificus (Pacific pocket mouse), 4291 nucleotides long. RefSeq names its product pro-apoptotic WT1 regulator (gene Pawr). Lineage: Eukaryota; Metazoa; Chordata; Mammalia; Rodentia; Heteromyidae. Gene Ontology annotation, biological process: apoptotic process; positive regulation of apoptotic process. The transcript is spliced from 8 exons. Bases 371 to 1396 code for a protein of 341 amino acids. The record is from RefSeq and is a predicted model, not a curated record. Gene Ontology annotation, cellular component: cytoplasm.